Messenger RNA from Penicillium diatomitis, 1137 nucleotides. Its product is annotated as DSD1 family PLP-dependent enzyme. Lineage: Eukaryota; Fungi; Ascomycota; Eurotiomycetes; Eurotiales; Aspergillaceae. The record is from RefSeq and is a predicted model, not a curated record. Bases 1 to 1137 code for a protein of 378 amino acids. The transcript has a single exon. Gene Ontology annotation, molecular function: D-serine ammonia-lyase activity. Gene Ontology annotation, biological process: D-serine catabolic process.
AUGUACUCUCCCCGAAUCGGCGACCGCAUCGCCACCCUCGACACCCCCUCCAUGAUCGUCGACCUCGACCUCAUGGAAUCCAACAUCCAUACCCUCAUGACCAAGCUCCUCCCCACCGGCCGCGCCAUCCGCCCUCAUCUGAAAACCACCAAAAGCGCCAUUCUCGCUCAGAAACUUGUCCAGGCCGGCGCAACGGGCGGCUGCGUCGCCAAAGUCAGCGAGGCCGAGGCCCUUGCCGCGGCUGGAUUCUCCGAUCUCCAUAUUACUUCUCCGAUCGUGGGGCCGGCCAAGGUCCGACGGCUGGUGGCUUUGUUUCGGCGGUUUCGCGAGAUUCGGAUCGUGGUGGAUUCGGAGGUCGGGGCGAAGGCGAUUGAUGAUGCGUUGGGGGAGAUGUCCGGGGUCGAUGGGGUUGAUGCGGAGGAGCCGAUAAGGACGCUGAUUGACUUGGAUGUUGGACUGCACCGGACGGGCGUGAAGCCCGGGGAGUCGGCGAUGAGGUUGAUUCGAUAUGUGGGUGGAUUGAAGCAUUUGAAGAUCGUGGGCGUGCAGGGGUACGAAGGGCAUUUGCAGCAUCUGCACGAUGCGCGGGAGCGACGCGCGCAGUGUCUGGAAUCGAUGCGUGUCCUCACCGACACGGCGGAGGCCUUUCGUGCAGCUGGAUACUGCAUGGACAUCGUGACCACGGGAGGCACGGGCACGGCAGAGAUAUGCGCUUCUGUGCCCGGGGUGACGGAACUACAGCCGGGAUCGUUUAUCUUCAUGGAUACCGAUUAUCGCAAUGCGGUGGGCUCGUUCUACGCCAACAGUUUGACGAUUCUGUCGACGGUGAUUAGCCAACAGGGUCCGCGAGCUGUGACGAUUGACGCAGGAUUGAAGUCGUUAUCGACGGACAGUGGCAUGUCCGAGUGCAAGGACUCACGGUAUACGUAUCAUGAGUUUGGGGACGAGCAGGGUUCGUUGAAGUGGGAAGACGAUGGUGAUGGAGAGAAUACGCCGGGAUUGACGGUGGGAGAUCGUGUCGAGAUUGUCCCGAGUCAUAUUGACCCGACGGUGAACUUGCAUGAUGUUUAUUAUGCGCACCGAAACGGGGUCAUUGAGGAGAUUUGGCCGGUGGAUUCGAGAGGAAAGGUUCAAUGA